UAUUGAGCGGCUUAUCUUAUCGCUGGACCAUAACCCCGGGACCUUGAACUUCCCCAAGCUUCCCCAUACCAAUCUCCGGUCAUCAUCACAUCUCAUUCAUGGAUCUCAUGAGUACUGAGAACACCUAUCUAUAAAAGACCAGUAAAAAUAUUUCUCAAUUCUCAGCCUACUCUACAAGUGCUUUUUUACAUAUCUCGAGAAACCUUGGAUACAAAGAAAUGUCUAUAGCACGGCUCCUACUUGAUUAUCGUCUUAGACAUACCCGGCCCUUCUACGGUACUAAUUGCAAAUGUUACGCGAAGCAGCGCCACCCUGCUAAGAGACAGAGAAAAGACACUACAACCUGAAGAAAGUGAAAGUGCUUCAAGAAUACUAGACAUCCACACGCACUCAUUGCUCUUAUAUAUGAGCAUCAAGGUAGUUACUAGCAACUACCUGGGUAUUGUCUUCUCCCCCUUAAGCCUACCCGAGACUGGUAAUAUGAUAUAGUCACAAUGUAUAACCUCGAAAGCCACUUCCGCAAAUUCUCGUACGUAGAGAAGUCAUACCCAAGAUCAUGCCAUGCGCAUCAGGUAGAAGCAAUUACGGCCGGAAAUGGCAUUCCCUUAGGACAUCUCAGCUUUGGCAUCUCACUCACUCUCUCUUCUCUGUCUUUCUUGUAAACCAACUUCACUCCCUCUACCUAUAUCUAGACUCUGGAGAUGGCUGCCACUACGAUCUACCCGUCUAAGAACUCGAGCUCUCAUCGUUCUUCUAUCCCAAGACUUAACAUUGACGCGGCGAUGUCUUCUCAGCCGCCUCCCGCACCUGCACCGCCGUCCCCCAAACCAGGCAGCAGUCAUGGUAGCAAUCCUCCUAAGAAGCCCGGAGACCCUAAGAAGGAGACGUACCGGCUCCUGUCCCAUCCUGAAUGGGUUCAGUUUUGUCGAGGCAUCGGAGUCUUCAAAGACGACGAGAGCGAGGAGGUCGUUCGUCCAACGAGCUCAUGGUGGCCGCCUCAAGGUUUUAGAGAUGGCCUCUAUCAAGACGUUCUCUCUGAGAAAACCAAGUUUACCUACGGGUUUCAUAUCAUAUCCACUAUUACCUGGAUCUUGAUGCUCAUUCAGAUCGCCAUGAGUGCCGUUCUCACCGCUCUCGGAUCCGUGACAACUUCAUCUACAGUCAAAGAGGGAACAGCAAUCACUUCCAUCGCUGCUAUGAACACCUGCGUUGGCGGAAUUCUAGCCCUUCUUCACAACAGCGGCCUACCAGCCAGGUACCGAUCCGACAGGAACGAGUUCUACAAGCUCGAAGAGCACCUAAAGUCCAUCGUCGACACGGCCCUCGUUCCCGCAGACCAGGACAUCAACGAGGUGCUCGCCGACUGCUACAGCAUGUUCCGGGACGCCAGGCAGACCGUACAGAACAACAUCCCGGCCUCCUACACCACGGCCCCGCGAAGCGAUAAAAGGCUAGCUGAGCGAGCCUCGAGGAUGAUUGACGCGAAGAAGUGAAGUUGGUUGUUGAUAUGUAUAAGAUACCCCUUGAUACCCAAACCCUAAUCAAACCACUCAAUACCCACAUACAUACCUCGACUCGUAAUGACGGCAAAAUUUUAAUAUUUCCACUGAUCGAAAGAGACAUUUGGGGGUCUGCUGGCCUAUCGCUUGCCGCUACUGUAUAUUAUUCUUGUUUCAAGUUCUAUACUAUUAUGUUGUGAUAACCGCCGUGUUGAAGGCUAUAAGGUACGGAACAUCAUGUUGGUAGUUGGGGUUGACUCAUGUAUUGGUACUAGGUAGCAAGGUCUAUUCAUCGUUUGCCUGUUAGGGUAGACGCGAGAGGCGUGUCAGGGGCGUGUUUAAUUAAGGACGACGGGUAGUCUAGGUAUAAUUGACCUUUAAAUAAUAAAUUCGUUGACG
Annulohypoxylon maeteangense is the source of this 1898-nucleotide messenger RNA. RefSeq lists its product as uncharacterized. The record is from RefSeq and is a predicted model, not a curated record. Bases 702 to 1493 code for a protein of 263 amino acids. NCBI's taxonomy places the organism in Eukaryota, Fungi, Ascomycota, Sordariomycetes, Xylariales, Hypoxylaceae. The transcript has 2 exons.